Molecule: messenger RNA, 4669 nt
Organism: Gigantopelta aegis
Lineage: Eukaryota; Metazoa; Mollusca; Gastropoda; Neomphalida; Peltospiridae
Product: lipoamide acyltransferase component of branched-chain alpha-keto acid dehydrogenase complex, mitochondrial-like
Exons: 11
Coding region: 130-1602 (490 amino acids)
Cellular component (GO): cytoplasm; mitochondrion
Molecular function (GO): acetyltransferase activity; lipoic acid binding
Source: RefSeq, a predicted model, not a curated record
AGUGUUAUCAUUGCCGUAAAAUAUUUAUGAAAUUCUUGGAGAACUUGCACUUUCAGUCUCGAUAAUUUUCGAUGUUCUGAAUCAAAAAGCACGUCUGUAAAAAAGAAAUCACAAUCGAGUCUGUCUAAGAUGGCAACUUUUUAUAGAAGGGCAUUUCAGACCUUUUGCAAAAAAUUGACAUCUGCUUCAUGUGGUGUUCCAAAACACAAGAGAGGGUUUUUGAAAUACUCCACAAGUGUUCUUUACCAAGACACGUGUAAUAACUGUGGGCAACUUCUUGUUUAUCGAUCAUUCAGAACUUUGGGAGCUCUACAAGCAGUUGUUCCAUUUAAUUUAUCUGACAUCGGUGAGGGCAUCCGGGAAGUGGUCAUUAAGGAAUGGUAUGUUUCUGAAGGUGAUGUGGUCACCCAGUUCGACAGUAUUUGUGAAGUUCAGAGUGACAAGGCAUCUGUGACAAUAACCAGUCGAUUUGACGGCGUCAUCAAGAAACUCCACUAUAAUGUGGAUGAUAUCGCUUUGGUUGGUAAACCCCUGAUUGACAUCGAAACCGAAGACACUGCAGAAUCGAAACAGGAAGAUGUUGAAAUUAAAGUGGGUGCCGAGGACACUAGCUUUGAUAAGUACAGAACACAGAUGAUCAGUGGACACAAAGUGCUGGCUACUCCAGCCGUCAGAAGACUGGCCAUGGAGAACAACACAAAUUUAGGAGAAGUUCAGGGAACUGGAAAAGAUGGUCGGAUACUGAAAGAAGAUAUUUUGCGACAUAUUGAGAGCAUUGGUCACGGAGUUGAACCGACACCAGCAACACCAUCAACUGCUGUGGGUGGUAUGCCUGUUCAGAUACCACGGAAACCAGCGAUCCCGCCUCCCGAGCUCAGCAAGACGACAGUUGUGAUUGAAAAAGACAAAACCGUGCGUGUGAUUGGACUUCAGAAAGCCAUGACGAAAACCAUGGCUGCCGCUCUUAAGAUUCCUCACUUCGGUUACUGUGAUGAGAUAGACAUUACCAUGCUGGUUAACCUGAGAAAAGAUCUCAAAAAGGUGGCAGAGAAACGAGGAAUAAAGUUUUCAUACAUGCCUGUAUUUAUUAAGGCUGCCUCACUCGCCUUGUUGCAGUUCCCAUUGUUAAAUGCAUUUGUGGAUGAAAAAGUAGAAAAUAUUACAUACAAGGCCUCUCACAACAUAAGUGUUGCUAUGGACACCCCAAAUGGACUGAUUGUACCCAACAUAAAGAAUGUACAGACACUUAGUAUCUUCGAUGUAGCGGCUGAGUUGAACAGACUUCAGCUGCUAGGGGAAGCUGGGAAACUGGGGACCGUGGAUCUGUCUGAAGGAACAUUCUCACUGUCUAAUAUUGGAACGAUUGGUGGUACAUACACAAAACCGGUGAUUUUUCCACCUCAAGUGGCUAUUGGUGCUGUUGGUAAAAUACAAACUGUGCCAAGAUUUGAUCACGAUGGUAACAUUAAGAAAGCACAUGUAAUGAAUGUCAGCUGGUCUGCCGAUCAUCGGAUUAUAGACGGAGCUACAAUGGCUCGCUUUUCCAAUGUGUGGAAGAUGUACAUAGAAAAUCCAACAACAAUGAUAUUAGAUCUAAAAUAAAUUGUAGAUAUGUUAUAUAGUAAUUGAGCAUGUGUGGUAUAUUGCAUUAUAUACAAUCUACUCUGUACAUAUGGGAAGUGUGUUGUGCAAGUUUUUUUUUCUCAAUAAUUGUAGACUGUAUGAUCAGUAAAACAAAUUUCAUUAUUAUUAUUAUUAUUAUUAUUAUUAUCGAGGGCUAAAAAUUUGAUUGUUUUCAUGAGAAUCCAUGUGGAUUCCCAUGGAAGCAGUCCACGGGAAUCCUCUGAUUCUAAACAUUUUCAGAGAACUUUAUCAACAGUGUUAGUAUAUAGAAUUAUGUGUCAUAUGCUAGUAGCUGUAUAUGGAUUAGUGUAUAUUAAAAAAAAACCUUGCUAUUUACUGGAAAUAAUAACCAAUUUGUCAGUAACAGUGUAUCCAAGUUUAAAACAAAAAACACAAACAAACAAAAAUGUUUUUUGACUCACAGUUUUUUUUUAGUUGUUUAUUCCAUUUUCUCUUUACAGUCAAGUUUUUUUUUUAGGUGUCUUACCAGCCCCAAGUUCAGCCAGCAAAUGUUUGGCUAACGGUCAUGAACUAAUUGAUUGAUUCCCAACGUAGCCAUUUGGUUUACCGUGAAGCACAUAAACCAGUCUAACGGACAUUUUUCUGCUUGGUCUGGCUGAACACAGCCCAGGUUACUUUUUGAAGAUUGCUUAUUCGUAAACAGCCCAUGGGAUACUUUUGCCGAUGUAUUUUGCGCAUUGGUUCAUUGUUUGUAUGGAUAUUACUGAAGUACAUUUCCGCUACUGACAAAAAGAUUUAUUGAUUAAUUCAAGGGUAGCAACAUAAUAUCAGCGAAUUAACAUAUAAAUGUCUGUUGUUAUUAUAUAAGAACUGAACAAACAUGUUCCUUUCAUUUCUCUUCGUUGGCAAUUUGGUUCAUAGAAAUGGAUCAACAACCGCCUGACUCCAGGCCAGACUAUUCUCGAUAAACCUCUGUUUUGAACAUGUAUGGAUUCGAAUGUAUGCUAUGUUUUCAAGCCAGUUUAAACUGAAGCUUGAUAACCAGACUAUUUUUUUUUUUUUUUUUUUAUUCUGUAAUGUUUUACUCACUGAUUAUUCAAUUUAAUAAAUUUGUGGAAAAAUUUCACGCAAAUUCAAAUAGAUUCGGAUGUUUUGUGCUUGUGCUUGAUUCACGCAAAUGUUUAGCCCUGUUAUUAUUAUUACUAUUAUUAUGAAUGCUAUAGGCUGACAGUAUAAUUGGUGAUGUUUCAUUAGAAGAAUCAAAAUCUAAUUUUAUAUAUGGAAAAUGUUAUUUUCUCUUCCACUUCUGCAUAAUGUGAAGACAUCCAUAUUCAAUGCUGCUUCCUAUCUAGACUGAAAAAGACUCAUAACUUGUAAUUCUUGCUUUUAACAUCAGUUGUAAUGAAAGAAAGGAAACAUUUAACUGAUAUAACAGGUAUUGAUGCCAAUAAUCUUCCGGUACCUGGUGGGUUAAGGGCCCUGUACUCAACUACACAAGGGAAUUAAGUCAUGGUGGUUUUGUUCCUAAUGUCAACAUGGCUCUUAAUUCACAAAAUUCUUAUAUACAUGUACAUAAGUAUAUGAUAUACUGCAAGCUAGCAGUGUAUUUUUGUACAUAUGUUUUCAUUAAUAUUGUUUACUACACACUUUCAUAUUGUGUAUGAAACUGUACAAGGUAGUUAAAUACUGUCUUAAGUGAGAUUGUAAUACUUUGGGAUGAUGAUGUGGGGUGAUUGAGUUAUAAAUAUAGUCUUCUGGUUUACCAGAACACCACACUGUUAUUUAAACAUUUUACAUCUAAAUACUAGAAUUUAAGUCAGUAGGUUUGUAUCUAUGUGACCGCUUUAAUUUAGUUUUAGGCUUCAUGAUACAUAACGGUUAUUACCCUUGUUUGUUUCAGUAUAGUCAAUAUCAUAUAUUAAGAAUACAAAUUGUAUUAUGCGAAAAUCUUGCUAGCAUAACACAUUAUUUUUAUUCUUACUAUAUGAUAUUGACAAUUCCAAAACAGGAUGGUAAUAAUCUCUUUUAUCAUAUAAUCUCAAGCUUAAUACCGUACAAUGUGUUUUUGUAAACUGUAUACGCAACUUUAAUUCCAUUCAGCCAUUACUCAAUAUUUAAAUGACGCAAGAAUAUGUGAUGUGAUGUGUCUUUUUUUAAUGGAAAUGUCAUCAAACUUGAAUUUUGGAUAUUCUUGCAUGAAAAUAAACUAGUGCUUAAUGUUUUUUGUUUUGUGAACGCUGAACAGCUUCCAGUGUAAAGUUAUGGAGUGUCACCGUAGUAUGUUUCCAUAAAUGUUAAUAAAUGUAGUGCCGUGACCUCAAUUAAUUUACAUCUAAUUUGCAAAGUUAUCAAACUCUGAAAAUCAUCACAUACUUUGAUUACACUGGGUAUGCUAGCUAUCAUAUAAUAAACACUGGUAUCAUGAAUAUCUGAAGCCUACACACAGUAUUAUUUAAUUUUGAUGUGUAAUCGUGGAAACCAUUUUUUUAUUUUAUUUCUUUGAUGUGAUGUUAGGAUUAUGCCAUUUAAUGAUGACCCUUCUAGUGUACUCGCUAGGACAUCCAAAAAACUUAAUGUAUAUUGAUGUCUCAUAUAUGAAUGUUGAAUUACUAAAAGUAUUUCAAAAUGUAAGGUAUUUCAUUAGAUAUAAAACACACUAUAACAUUCAAUAUUGUUGAAUGACUACAUGUAUGUUACAAGAUAAACUUACUUGUGAAACCUCUAUUGAUUGUUAACUACCCUGUGUUUGUAACACAAUUUUGUCACUGGAUUUUACUAAUUGUUAAGCACUAUAACAUGCAGACAUUUAGUGACUUGAAUUACACAAUAUACCUCAAACAUUGUUUCAUUGGAUGUAGUACGGUACUAGUGCAGUGCACUGUUCAACAUUCAAAUCUGCGGAUCAAGGCCAAAAAAUUAUUUUUAUGUUUAAAAUCUUCUGUUUCCUCUAUAUUUAGUUUUCUGUUAACUUUCAAAUCCAUUGUGAACUAACACUUCAGAAUGGAUCAGAUUUGCAGGGUUACUGGUAGUUCUGUCAUAAAUGGGUAAUGUGUGUUUAGAUCAUUAAUAAACAUUUAUGUCUACA